UCCCAAUCUCUCUCUUCAAUCUUACUCAAUUCUUAGCUUCAACAACAAUGAACCCUAAAAGAAAUCAAACCCAAAACUUAGAAAACAUCACCCUACCUGAAUCUAAUAUCUUAAUACCAAAAGCACCUGUACAAAAUCGGAAAAUCUCCCAAUUUGGAUUCAUGGGUCUUCUCAAAAAGGAAUAAAUAAGGACUACCCAGAUGGGUUUCUUAGUACGAUGAAUGCUAAGGGUUAUAUGGGCAAAAAGGGUUUCCAGGGUAAGGAAUUUAAGCCUAAUGUGGGUCAUGGGAUGAGAAAUGAUGCUGCCCAUUUAGCGGCAUCGAAGGCCGCGGCAUCGAAGGCCGCGGCUUGUGGGAAGAGGAGAGCUUUGAUGUGCAAGCAUUUGAGGAUGGUUGUUUUUGUUAUUGGAUUGAUGGGUUCUUUCUUCUUUCUCGAUUCGUUGAUGCUUAGUGUUAUGCAUCGUAUUGUUCCUCCCCGUCGUGGAUCGGGGAUUAGAAAGUUAAGGGGUUUACAAGAUGGAGAAAGCAUAUACAUCAAGGAAAGGGUCCCCAGGAUAAUGUACAGACGACUUAUGGCUUUGGCUUGCAUUGCAGUUGCAAAGAAUGAGCUCCAGCAUAAUCAAUUUUCACUCUGGAAGGAGCCAUAUAGACAAGCGUCUGCUUGGAAACCUUGUGCUGACAAAAAUAAUCAGCUUCAACAAGGAGAUAACAUGAAGAGGAUUGGCUUCAUAUUAGUGAGUGCAAAUGGUGGACUGAAUCAACAACGAGUAGCUGUGUGCAAUGCUGUUGCUGUUGCUGCUUUACUCAAUGCCACUUUGGUCCUUCCAAAAUUUCUUUACAGCAGCGUUUGGAGGGAUUCUAGCCAGUUCGGUGAUAUAUAUCAAGAAGAUUAUUUCAUAAACUUUUUGAAAGAUGAUGUGAAGAUUGUGAAAGGGCUGCCACCUCAUCUUCAAACACUGGACAUUGAAGCAAUUGGUAGCCAAAUAACUGAUAUGGACAUCAGGAAAGAAUCUAAACCCAUACAUUUUCUCAAUGUUAUACGUCCUCUUCUAUUAAAGAAUGGUGUUGUUCAUUUCCUUGGAUUUGGAAAUCGUGUUGCAUUUGAUCCAAUGCCGAAGAAUUUGCAGAGGUUAAGAUGCAAAUGCAAUUUCCAUGCAUUAAAGUUUGUUCCAAAACUUCAAGAAACCGGUUCCCUAUUGGUCAGAAGGAUCCGCAAAUAUGACUCAAGGUUGACUCACUUGGACAAACAAUUACUUGGAAAAUAUAUACCCAAUCCUCCCUUGAUUGAACACAACAUUACCACCCAGCCAUCAAAGUAUCUUGCCUUGCACAUGAGAUUCGAAAUGGAUAUGGUGGCUUACUCUGUAUGUGAUUUUGGCGGUGGAGAGAAAGAAAGGAGGGAAUUGGAAGCUUAUAGGGAGAUUCACUUUCCUUUGCUCGUCAAGAAAAUGGCCAAAAAUACAUCCUUUUCUCCAGCCGAUCUGAGGAGCUUAGGUAGAUGCCCGUUGACUCCUGAAGAAGCAGGACUCAUGCUUGCAGCUCUCGGUUUUAAACGUGAAACCUAUAUGUAUCUUGCUGGAUCACAUAUUUAUGGGGGUCAGUCUAGACUGCUUCCGUUCACUAGACUGUAUCCUAAUUUGGUUACAAAAGAAGAUCUUCUUACACCGAGUGAACUUGCUCCCUUCAAGAAUUUUUCGUCUCAGUUGGCAGCAUUAGACUUCGUUGCUUGUGCAACUGCUGAUGUCUUUGCCAUGACUGACUCUGGAAGUCAACUUUCGUCGCUGGUAACUGGAUUCCGAACCUACCACGGGAGAGGACGAGCUCCAACACUGAGACCCAACAAAAAGCGUUACGCAAAGAUUUUGUCGGAGAAUAGGACAAUAGCGUGGGGAGAUUUUUCCGAGAGAGUAAAGAAAAUGAUCGAAGAGGGUCAAAGAGUUCGCCCACGACGAAGAGGUAGAAGUAUUUAUAGGCAGCCGAGAUCUCCAAGUUGUAUGUGCAAGGGUUGAGGAGUUUUGGUCGGCAUUGUUUCCUUGUUUGUUUGUGUAGUGCAACAGAGGAGAAAAGGGUGAAAUUUUUUUUGUCUCCUCUUCGUGUAACGUGGACUUGUUGGAAUAUUGUCUUACUAACUUUAACAAUUGCUCUUUGACGUUACUUCAAAAAAAAAAUCAAGUGUGCAAAGUUC
Molecule: messenger RNA, 2184 nt
Organism: Asparagus officinalis (garden asparagus)
Lineage: Eukaryota; Viridiplantae; Streptophyta; Magnoliopsida; Asparagales; Asparagaceae
Exons: 10
Coding region: 218-2008 (596 amino acids)
Source: RefSeq, a predicted model, not a curated record